Molecule: messenger RNA, 1209 nt
Organism: Aspergillus wentii DTO 134E9
Lineage: Eukaryota; Fungi; Ascomycota; Eurotiomycetes; Eurotiales; Aspergillaceae
Product: NAD(P)/FAD-dependent oxidoreductase
Exons: 2
Coding region: 1-1209 (402 amino acids)
Molecular function (GO): oxidoreductase activity
Source: RefSeq, a predicted model, not a curated record
AUGCCUAGCACUCUCAGCGUCUUGUACUCGGCCUUUUCGUGCCUCACAGUUGCGCUUGCAGCUAGUAUCCCUCAGAAAUAUGAUGCCCUUGUCAUUGGUGGAGGUCCGGCUGGCCUCAGUGCGCUGAGCUCUCUUUCGCGAGUCCGUCGCACGGCUGUCAUGCUCGACUCGGGCGAAUACCGCAAUGGCCCGACCAGGGAAAUGCACGAUGUGAUCGGAAACGAUGGUACCCCCCCUGACAAGUUCCGUAACCUGGCUCGUCAGCAAAUCCUCUCCCAAUAUCACGACACGGCUAGAAUUGUCGACACAACCAUCGUCUCGGUCAAGGCUCUCAAUGGCACAAACGGAACUACCUCUUUCAUCGCAACUGAUAGAAACGGUACCCAGUACGCGGGUAGCAAGCUCAUCUUGGGUACCGGUGUCAAGGACGUCCUCCCCAACACCCCGGGUCUCGAGGGUGCCUUUGGCAAGGGUGUUUUCUGGUGCCCCUGGUGCGAUGGCUUCGAGCACCGCGAUCAGCCCUUUGGUCUGCUGUGCCCUCUGAGCAAGGUCGUUCCCAACGUCCGUGAAGUGGCCACUCUCAACAGCGACAUCAUUGCUUUCGUCAACGGCACCCAGACCCCCGAGAACGAGCAGGCUCUCGACAAGGCUGACCCCCAGUGGCGCGAGGAGCUCGCUGCUUACAACGUUACCGUCGACAACCGCAUCAUCUCUAGCAUUGAGAGACUUCAGGACGGUGGUAACCACACUGAUAACGAGGGCAGACAGUUUGAUAUCUUCCGUCUGCACUUCACCGAUGGCUCGACUGCUCAGCGCAACGCCUUCCUCACUAGCUUCCCCGUUGUGCAGCGUUCUAACCUCGCCGCUUCGCUUGGUGCACAGAUCGUAGAUAACAAGAUCCAAGUGUCUAUUGGCACCCAGGCCACCAACAUCCCCGGUGUGUACGCCGUUGGUGAUGCCAACAGUGAUGGCAGCACCAACGUUCCCCACGCCAUGUUCAGCGCAAAGCGUGCUGUUGUCUACCUUCACGGUAAGUUACAUAGCCAGGUACCUGGUUACAUAGUCGCUGAUUUGAUAAUUCUAGGUGCUCUUGCUCGUGAGGAAAUGCGGGCUGCCAUCUCCAAGAGAACCGUUCCAACCUACGCUGAGAUCGAGAAGCGCAUGGGCAACGAGAUGGAGGACCUCUGGGCUCAGGUUAACGAGUCUUAA